AUGGGGUACCAGGCCUGGCUACCGCCAGGGACAGAUGCGAUCCUAAGUGAGGCCCUGAGCGCAAAGGAAGAGCUGCGGAAGGCUGCGGCCCAGAGCGGUGCGUUCCCGCCCAAAACAGCAAGCAUAGUGGAGCCCUACCACACCAACCUCAUCAGCAAGCUGCUCGCCGUUGUCGCUGCUUUUCUUUCCCUGCCCUACCUGGCAUACAUUUGGUGUCAUCGGCGUCAGGGCAUGCUCUGCUUCGGCACCUUCUUCUUCAUGGGAGAGGUCUCGAAUGUGAUUCUGGGUUUCAUCAAUCGAGCAGUCAUGUGGCACCGACAGGUACGGCACGUUUGUCGACUCGAUGCCCUCACUCCGCCGUUCCCAAAAUCUGAGUGGCCGAAGGUGCACAUACUCUUCACCCACUUUGCGGAACCGGUGCAGGACUCGGAGGAGCCGCUGCGGUGUGCACUGCUGCUCGACUAUCCAGUGGAGCUCCUGGCGGUUCACCUCCUAGACGAUGGCUAUUACAAGAGAGUCGACGGCAAGGACUGCUGGGAGGUCACUAGUGCUGGUCUGCAGAUGGAGGCCAUGAUCGGUGCUCUUCUGAAGCGCAUUGUGCCGACAGGGAGUGAGGUGGCCAUCACCAAGCGCGAUGUGGCCCCAGGUUCCAUGCCAGACUACCGCCAUGAGGUGGCGCCUGGAGGGUCCACUGUUGUUGAGUUCCAGGCGCCAGGUUUGCCUUUGGUCAGGCUCGUCGGCCGUAAGAAGGGCGCUGACACGUACAUGAAGACCGGGAAUCUGGAGAAUGCGCUUUGGAACAUCAUGGAGCGCGAGGUGAAUUUCGCGAUGCUGCUUGAUACCGACAUGGCCCCAUUCCCCGAGAUGAUUCAGAUGCAGCUAGCCCCUCUCCUGGAGUACCGCAAUGGACACUGGUGCCCGGACUGGCGCACAGCCUUCACUUCCAGCCCGCAGGCCUUCACCAACAUCGAUUCAGUGUGGGGAUCGCAUGACCCUAUGAACCAGCUGAACAAGUUCUUCUGGCGGGUCCUGCCCGCCGCGCUAGACAGCUUCGGGCUGGUUCAGUUCUGGGGCACGAAUGCACUUUUCUUUGUGCCCGCCUUGCGUGACUCUGGUGGCUUUGUGUACGGUUGCAUGACGGAGGACACCGUCACAGGAGCACAAAUACACCGCCUUGGCUGGCGCUCGCGCGUGGUGGGUGGCAACACGCUGACGCUGGCAAGAGGCCUUUGCCGUGAGACUGUGACUGAAACCUUUGAUCAACGGAAGCGCUGGUGCCAGGGAAACGUGCAGCAGCUUCUCAUGGAGUGGGACCCCCCAUGGUUGCUGCACAAUAAGUUCCGCUUUGCCCCCCAGCGGCGCCAGUACUGGGCCCGCGUGGCGCAUCUUGCUGACGGUGACAGCCGGGGCGAUGUCCCGAAACCCCUGGCGCCAGACGACUCAGGGGCUGUGGCGCGCCAGAGACGGCGAAGGCCCAUGUGGAAGCUGCACCGGGAGUUGGCGUAUUUUAGUACGAAGCAUGCUGUGCUUUUCCAUGCGCAGCCCAUCUACUACUACUUUGUGACACUUCUCACCGUCCUUUUCGGGAAGACGCCCAUGGUGAUGGAGGAACAUGCCAAUACCGCGGUGCUUUUCUGGGUCGUCAGUGGCCUGGCCAACUUCUUCUCCUACUCCGCCGCUUUGAGCGACCCCAAUGCCAACAACGCCCUAUGGGGCACGCUCCAGGAGUUUUGGGGCUUUGCCUGGGUCAAGCUCCUCGGAAUCAUUGAGGGUGCUCUGGCAGCUGUGCAAGGUAAGCAGCCCCAGUGGAGGGCCUUCGGCAUGGCGGGGGACGUGAACCUGCUCUACGUGCUGCCCAAUGCCCUUGCCUUCCUUACCCUCCUCUCCGCGAUGAUCUCAGUCACUGUCAGCUACUGCCUGGACGUGCAGGGCAUCGGCGGCUUGUCCUUUCUGCCACAGCAGGCGACUACGACGCCCCCGCAGCUUGCCGGUUGUAUGGUGGCGGGCUUUUGUGUCUUAGUGCUCUUGUGGCCUGUCACCCGGUGCAUCUUUGCUGACCUUCUUGGAGUCCCAUACUACCAGAUGGCUGCCAUCGAGUCAACCUUCAUCGCAGCAACUUUUCAAGUCGGGAUUGGCAUCAUACUCUUCUUAUCUAGCCGGACCAUCCCGGAGCAGUGA
Messenger RNA from Symbiodinium natans, 2178 nucleotides. The record is from the annotation of a GenBank genome assembly. Lineage: Eukaryota; Dinophyceae; Suessiales; Symbiodiniaceae.